AAUACAGAAAAACCCUCUUCUUUUUUUUUUUUAGGGUUUAUAAUCACUCACAUUUUCCCUGUUCAUCUUUUUCGUACUCAACUUCACCUGCUCUCUUUCGUAAAUCUGUCUAGGCUUCAAGGAUGAGCAGAUCAGGCCAGCCUCCAGAUCUCAAGAAGUACAUGGACAAGAAUCUCCAAAUCAAGCUGAAUGCAAACAGGAUGGUGGUGGGCACACUUCGUGGAUUUGAUCAGUUUAUGAAUCUUGUGGUUGACAACACUGUGGAAGUUAAUGGCAAUGAGAAAAAUGAAAUAGGCAUGGUGGUUAUCCGAGGCAAUAGUGUGGUCACUGUUGAGGCUCUUGAACCUGUGAGCAAAAUGAUGCAGUAGUGACGUAGAUUUUAUGAGCGGCAUCAGAAGUAAUUAGAACUUGUAUUUUAAUCAUACUUAUCCCGAGGUUUCUGAGUUUAAAUUUUCGUAAAAAUUCAGAGCAAAUUUGUGUUUGUAUAUCAGCUGUGCCUUUGGUGUAAACAGUAGCUGGCUGAAGUUAUAUUAUCCUUGGAAACACAGAAACACUGAUGCUUAGAGAAAUGCUUGACAGAACACUAUUGAGUACUUGCUAAUUGCGAUUUGCUACAUAUCAUCCAGGGUCUUGUAUGGAUUUUUCUAGCCAAAAGUUCCCUUAGUUUUUCAAUUUUUGCAGGCCUUUCUGCUGUCUA
Molecule: messenger RNA, 697 nt
Organism: Chenopodium quinoa (quinoa)
Lineage: Eukaryota; Viridiplantae; Streptophyta; Magnoliopsida; Caryophyllales; Amaranthaceae
Product: probable small nuclear ribonucleoprotein G
Exons: 4
Coding region: 123-368 (81 amino acids)
Biological process (GO): mRNA splicing, via spliceosome; spliceosomal snRNP assembly
Cellular component (GO): U12-type spliceosomal complex; catalytic step 2 spliceosome; U2-type prespliceosome
Molecular function (GO): RNA binding
Source: RefSeq, a predicted model, not a curated record